AUAUUCGACUGAAAGCGCUUGGAAGGGUCGAAAUCAUCGAAUACGAUAAUCGGAUAUGAUUCUAAUGAGGUUUAGACAGAUUGGAGCGGUUAUUGUUAGGUGGACCGAUUUCCGUUCUUAUGCGGACUUGACUUUUGAAGCAGCAAAAUUAUCUGUUUUACCAAAAUCAUUACUUUUACAAAUAUACAUCCCACUAAGUAAUAUAGAAUCUGUUAUGACAGUAGUCAUACUGUCAUAAGGACACGUAGGACGUAGUUCUAUGCUUAGACAUUCCGUUCUCAUUAUUGUUUAUUCUUAUACAAUUCUUAUAUGAUUCAGCAUUCCUUCUUAACUCAUUGUUCUUCUUACUGAGUCACGAUCUCUCAUCAACUAUAAAUUAAUUUAGCUUCAAGAGCUUGAGAGCGCUUUUUUGUAAUUUCGAUUUUUCAAAUAAAAUACGGCAGGCCAGCAUAUUGGUGCACUAGCCGGAUCUAUUAAACUGGUCAUAUCAUUGAGUGCAUGCGUUUGAGAACGGGAAAAGUCUAUCCACCGCCGGCGAACACAACUACCCAACCAUCUACCAUACAAGACAACAACAUUCUCUCCAACUAUAGGGCUUCAUCGGAAGAGUUGCUUUUGGAUGCAAUUGUGAAGGACUUCCCCAAGUUUCAUGGCAAUAAAACUGAAAAUGUUGAUGAAUGAAUACGAGCAGUUACUGCCAAAUUCAUUGCUUUAGACCUUGACGAUUCAAAGAAACGUAAAUGGGCCCCACAAUUCUUAAUUGGUGAAGCUCUAAGAUCGUAUCUUACUCAGCAUACGACCAUCACAACCUGGGGAUGAGUUUCAACACACAUUACGAACAAAUUAUCCACCACCGGCGGAACCUAUAUGUUCAAGUAUUUUUCAACAAAUAUUAUCUCGAAAACAACAGCCCAGUGAAAAAUUUAUACAUUAUUAUACUGAUAUAAAAAAAUUUUGUUACCAAUACGAUCCGGCCAUGUCAAAGGAACAACAACUAGAUCAUCUACGCAAUGGUAUGAAAAUUACUCUAUUAGACAAAACUAGUGGGCUCGAUAUCACAACAACGGAAAAACUCUUAGAAUUAGUUCUACGAUAUGAGGCUGACCAACAACUUAUCGAGUCUCGUACAUCACAAACACCAAUAGACAUCAAUCCCAUAUUGUCGUCCACCACACAAAUGCAACCUCCCCCAUCAACAGCGCAAUUUUCUUCCUUUUAUCCUUCGUCACAGUACUAUCAUAAUUAUCGUCAACGGACACCACCUUACUCAGCAUAUCAAUUGUCCUCCUCACAGUCUUUCCACCGUCCAAGCAAUCGGUCUAACAUAUGCUAUCGCUGUGAACAACAUGGACAUUAUGCUCGUGGAUGUUUAAAACGAUGA
This is a messenger RNA of Didymodactylos carnosus, 1381 nucleotides long. The record is from the annotation of a GenBank genome assembly. Lineage: Eukaryota; Metazoa; Rotifera; Eurotatoria; Philodinida; Philodinidae.